CUCUGCCUGAUGGAGAUGAACCAGGAGGAACUGGCCGACACACUGGGGGACAGAUCUGCUGCUGUCGAGUGCCAACACAAAAUUAAGUCUCUUUUGAUGAAGAAAUUCAAGUGUGUGUCUGAGGGAAUCGCUAAAGCAGGACAGCCCACAGGCCUGAAUGACUUCUACACCGAGCUCUUCAUCACAGAGAGAGGCAGUGGAGAGGUCAACGAGGAACAUGAGGUCAGACUGAUUGAAACAGCUUCCAGGAGACCGGCCAAGGAGGACACAACAAUAAAAUGUGAAGACAUCUUUAAACCCUUAACUGAUCAAGAUCAACCAAUCAGAACAAUUAUGACAACUGGAGUGGCCGGCAUUGGUAAAACCGUCUUAACACACAAGUUCACUCUGGACUGGGCUGAAGACAAAGCCAACCAAGGCAUACACUUUACAUUUCUCUUAACUUUCAGAGAGCUGAAUUUACUGAAAGAGAAAGAGUUUAGCUUGGUCAAACUUCUUCAUCACUUCUUUAUUGAGACCAAAGAAGCAGGAAUCUGCAGAUUUGACCUGUUCCAUGUUGUCUUAAUCUUGGAUGGCUUGGAUGAGUGUCGACUUCCUCUGGACUUCCAGAACAACCAGACCUGGACUGAUGUCACAAAGCCGAUCUUGGUGGACGUGCUGCUGACAAACCUCAUCAGGGGCAACCUGCUUCCCUCCGCUCGCAUCUGGAUAACCACACGCCCUGCAGCAGCCAAUCUGAUCCCUGCUGAGUGUGUUGACAUGGUGACGGAGGUGAGAGGCUUCACCGACCCACAGAAGGAGGAGUACUUCAGGAAGAGAUUCAGAGAGGAGAGGCUGGCCAGUACAAUCAUCUCCCACGUCAAGAAAUCAAGAAGCCUCCACAUCAUGUGUCACAUCCCAGUCUUCUGUUGGAUCACUGCUACAGUUCUGGAGGACAUCUUCAAAACAUCUAAGAGAGGAGAAGAGGUGCCCAAGACCGUGACUCAGCUGUACAGCCACUUCCUGAGGGUUCAGUCCAUACAGGGGGGCAGGAAGUAUCAUGGGAGUGCUGAAACAGGUUCACACUGGAGUUCAGAGAGCAAGGAGAUCAUUGUUUCUCUGGGAAAACUGGCAUUUAACCAGCUGGAGAAAGGCAACCUGAUCUUUUACGAGGAAGACCUGGCAGAGUGUGACAUCGAUAUCAAAUCAGCCUCAGAGUACACAGGAGUGUUCACCCAGAUCUUUAAAGAGGAGUGUGGGCUGUACCAGGACAAGGUGUUCUGCUUUAUCCAUCUGAGCAUCCAGGAGUUUCUGGCUGCCCUUUAUGUCUUUCUGUCCUUCAUCAACACAGGGGUCAAUCUGCUCUCAGAAGAAGCACCAACCUCUGGUGAAGAGAAACUCCUCCACUUCUACCAGCAUGCUGUGGACAAGGCCUUAGAGAGUGAGAACGGACACCUGGACUUGUUCCUCCGCUUCCUCCUGGGCCUCUCUGUGGAGACAAAUCAGAUUGUCCUAAGAGAUCUGCUGGCACAGAAAAAAAGUAGAUCAGUGAUCACUAAGAUUAAGAAAGGUGUGCUGGGACAGACAGGAACUAGCUCACUGACCAAUAAGGAAACUAUCACAUUGGUGUCUUACAUCAAGAGCAAGUUAAAUGGAGAUCUCUCUCCAGAGAGAAGCAUCAACCUGUUCCACUGUCUGAAUGAGCUGAACGAUCGUUCUUUAGUGGAGAAGAUCCAGCAGUACCUGACUUCCGGGAAUCUCUCAAGAAAAUCUCUCUCCCCUGCUCAGUUGUCAGCUCUGGUCUUCAUCCUACUGACAUCAGAAGAGGAGCUGGACGUGUUUGACCUGAAGAAAUACUCUGCUUCAGAGGAGGGUCUUCUGAGGCUGCUGCCAGUAGUCAAAGCCUCCAAAACAUCUCUGUUAAAUGGCUGUAAGCUGUCAGAGAGAUGCUGUGAAGCUCUGGCCUCAGUUCUCAGCUCUAACUCCUCUAGUCUGAGAGACCUGGACCUGAGUAACAAUGAUCUGCAGGAUUCAGGAGUGAUGCUGCUCUCUGCUGGACUGGGGAGUCCACACUGUACACUGGAAACUCUCAGCUUGUCUGGCUGCCUAGUCACACAGGAAGGCUGUGCUUCUCUGGCCUCAGCUCUGAGCUCCAACCCCUCCCAUCUGAGAGAGCUGGAGCUGAGCUACAAUCACCCAGGAGACUCAGGAGCUGCGCUGCUCUCUGCUGGACUGGAGAAUCCACGCUGGAGACUGGAUACUCUCAGUGUGGAGCACGGUGGAGUGUGGAGGCUGAAACCAGUUCCACAGAGGUAUGCCUGUGAACUCACAAUGGACCCAAACACGGCGCACAGACGACUCUCUCUGUCUGAGGACAACAGAAAGGUGACGCUGGUUGGAGAGGACCAGUCGGAUCGUUGCCAGGUGUUGGGUAGAGAGGCUCUGACUGGCCGCUGUUACUGGGAGGUAGAGUGGAAAGGACGUGUUGAUAUAGGAGCGACAUACAGAGGAAUCACAAGGAGAGGAGGGGGUGAUGAAAGCCUGCUUGGAGAGUACAACCAUUCCUGGAGUCUUUAUUGUGAUGAUGACGGUUACUCUGCCUUGUACAACGAUCGUGGAACAGCCAUGCUUCUCCCCCCUGCUGGCUCCACCAGAGUAGGAGUGUAUCUGGACCGGCCUGCUGGCUCUCUGUCCUUCUACAGAGUGUCCCCAGGUGGAGGAGGGUCCUCAGACACACUGACACACAUCCACACCUUCUGGUCCUCCUUCACCCAGGAGGACCUCCUCCCUGGGUUUAGGGUAUGGAGGGGUCAGCGGGGUGCCUCAGCGUCUCUGUCGGGUUUAGGGUGGGGUUAGGGGGGGGUCCUCCUCAGUGUCUCUGUGUCCGUUGUAGAAAAAAACAACAUACAGAC
Gadus morhua (Atlantic cod) is the source of this 2891-nucleotide messenger RNA. RefSeq names its product NLR family CARD domain-containing protein 3-like. Gene Ontology annotation, molecular function: protein binding. The record is from RefSeq and is a predicted model, not a curated record. Lineage: Eukaryota; Metazoa; Chordata; Actinopteri; Gadiformes; Gadidae. The transcript is spliced from 6 exons. Bases 10 to 2835 code for a protein of 941 amino acids.